Messenger RNA from Gopherus flavomarginatus (Mexican gopher tortoise), 1668 nucleotides. It is a transcript of the gene C6H3orf18, whose product is annotated as chromosome 6 C3orf18 homolog. NCBI's taxonomy places the organism in Eukaryota, Metazoa, Chordata, Testudines, Testudinidae. The transcript has 5 exons. The coding region runs from base 650 to 1120 and encodes 156 amino acids. The record is from RefSeq and is a predicted model, not a curated record.
GAGUGGGCAGCUCCUGGCAUCUUGGAAAAUACAAUGGCAAGUAGAGCAAUAACAGCAGCCGAGGGUCCUCUAUCUCCGGCACAAGCAAUCUGAGUUCCAGUGCCAAAGGCGGCUCGUCAGCCCUGUCUCCACUAAACCAAAAAUUAUCCAUCUGCUAAAGUCGCUCUCUGCUGUCCAUUGGAAGCGGCUUUCUGUAUGAGAGGGCAAUUUGCUUCUGUCCCCCAGCGUGCACGCAUUCACACACACAUCACCCAACCUUUUGCACUUGUGCUUGUCCUAGUUGUGUAGGUGACGACGAGGUUAGACAAACAGACAGCAGCUCUCCGGGGACAAGGCCAGCGGCUACUGUGUCUGUGUGGGCUGUGGCUACUCCCCCUGCAUGCCGGCUUGGGAGGCUUGGCCUGGGCUACUCUUCCAAUCUGAGACGGACACUGGAACCAGAAGGGGACUCGAUUCCUCAUCUGGCAGGAAUUAAGGAGAAGCAACAGGAUUCCCUCAAAGAAGAGCCAACAAGGAAGAUGUUGCACAACAGUGCUCACAGGAGGGUCCUUGACAGAAGGGGAGACCCUAUGACUUUGUAGCAGAAAUCGAGGCAUCCUGAGUGGGUGGAGACAGUUCUGUCAGAGAGGACGUGGGGCCCUUGUCCAGGAUGAGUUACAGCAUGCCCUCUGUACAUGAUUUGUACCGCAGCACCACUACCACCUCCGAACCAGACCCAGGGUCAACCAUGGACAGGGCUCUACCAGAAACUGCUACUGUAAGCCCUGAAACCACCAACUUUAACAGCAGCAAAAUUCCAGAUGUGGUCAGCAGUGGGCCCGGCCUGAGCACAAUGCUCCUCUCAUUUGGAAUCAUUACUGUGAUUGGGUUGGCUGUAGCAAUGGUUCUCUAUAUCAGGAAGAGGAAGAGGUUAGAGAAGCUGCGGCACCAGCUCAUGCCCAUGUACAAUUUCGACCCCACAGAAGAACAAGACGAGCUGGAACAAGAGCUGCUGGAGCAUGGAAGAGAUGCUGCAUCUUCCCAGGCCACCCAGAACAAGAUCCUCCUGACAAGCCAGGGAACCGUCCAGAGACCCAGCCGUCUUGUGUUCACAGAUGUCGCUAACACUAUCAAUGCAUGAACGACACCUGCCCCUGCUCUGGAUCACUCUGAGAUCAGGGAGAACGGAGCCAACCAGUUACAUACCACAAGCAUGGAUGAGGAUACUAAGCCUACUGAGCACCUCAUCAGUUUGUGCUGCGACUGGGGAGCAGUUCUGGGCAUUUACACCCUUCAGGCAGCAAAUGCUUGGUGGUGAUUGGCUGCAGCAACUUUUGGUACGUCCAUCGCUACCAAAGGGUUCUGAGCUACCAUGCCCAGAUUUCAGGAGCGAUCCUGGUUAGUGCCAUCUUACCAAGCUGUGCAGGGAUGAAGAUAAACUGUCUUGAAGCUAAAUCGGUCAGAACGCAGGACCCUACCGAGUCAUGGGAUCGUGGUGGAGGUGGGAGCACUUGUUUUGAAGGGCUUUCCCAAUGAUUUUUUACCAUAACAUCUCACGAUUGGAGUCCUGCAGUGUAAUCUAAUGGUUUCCACAGAGCUUAGGCAGGUGCCUGGAGGUGACUUAAACCCCCUUGAGCUGGGAGGCCGGGCAGCUGUGCCUGCCUCCUUAGCAGUGCCCAUGAGCACAUG